AGAGAGAGAGAGAGAGAGAGAGAGAGAGGCUCGCACGCAGCUCAACAUCAUCAGUCGCAAUAACGGCUUAAUCAUUCCUCACCGUGGACGACCGACACCAAGCGCUAUAACCUCACCAUCUGAAACACUUCAUUAGACAAACACGCAUUUACAAAACGACACUUUUAUCGUGCUAGUGAUUUUUGGUGGAUUUUAAUAAGUGUGAAGUGGCGAAGUCCACCCCGGCGGCUCAACACCUUCCGUCACGCAGGACAAACUUCACCGGGCGCACAUCAUACAAACCAUGAAGUACAGCUACUGGAAUCUUUGAAUUGAGUGGAGCAAGUCGAGAGAAGAAAGUCUGGUUUGAAGAAGCGCAAGACAAAAAAGAGGGACAAAAAGCAUAAAGUUCAUUGGUGAAAAAGAGAGAGAAGAAAAGACGGGGACAAUGGGGAGAAAAAAGAUUCAGAUCACACGGAUUAUGGAUGAACGCAACAGACAGGUGACGUUUACAAAGAGAAAGUUUGGCCUGAUGAAGAAAGCUUAUGAGCUGAGCGUGCUGUGUGACUGUGAGAUCGCCCUCAUCAUUUUCAACAGUACCAACAAGCUGUUCCAAUAUGCCAGCACAGACAUGGACAAAGUGUUGCUCAAAUACACAGAAUACAAUGAGCCACAUGAGAGCAGGACCAACUCUGACAUUGUGGAGACAUUAAGAAAGAAGGGUCUAAAUGGCUGUGACAGCCCUGACCCCGAUGCAGACGACUCAGUGGGCCACAGCCCAGAGUCAGAGGACAAGUACCGUAAAAUCAACGACGACAUUGAUCUGCAUAUGAUCAGCAGACAGAGGCUUUGUGCUGUGCCCUCUUCCAACUAUGAGAUGCCCAUUCCCGUGAAUAACCAGAUCUACCCUGGUAACCAUAACCUGCUUCCCUUGGCCCACCAUGGCCUACAGAGAAACAACAUGUCACCCGGAGUCACGCACAGACCUCCUAGUGCAGGUGGUCUGAUGGGAGCUGAUCUCUCCACUGGCGCGGGCACCAGUGCUGGUAAGGACGGCAUCCCCUCAUACUACAGAAAUGGCUAUGGAAACCACCGUAACUCUCCUGGACUGCUGGUGUCCUCUGGAGGCAUGAACAAGAGCAUGCAGGCCAAGUCCCCUCCGCCGGUUAACCUGGGCAUGAACAGCCGUAAGCCUGACCUGCGUGUGCUCAUCCCACCUGGCGCCAAGAACAACAUGCCUUCAAUUAAUCAGAGAAUAAACAACUCUCAGUCUGCACAGUCACUGGCAACUCCUGUGGUUUCUGUAGCGACACCCACUCUACCAGGGCAGGGAAUGGGCGGCUACCCCUCAGCCAUUUCCACCUCAUAUGGUACUGAAUAUUCUCUGAGCAGUGCGGAUCUGUCCUCUAUAUCUGGCUUUAACAGUGCUAACACGCUGCAUCUGGGCUCAAUGAGUGGAUGGCAACAACAUCAGAUACAGAACAUGCAUCACUCUGCUCUCAGUCAACUGGGAAAUUGCUCUAGCACUCACUUAUGUCAGGGUUCAAAUCUCUCCCUGCCCUCUACUCAAAGCCUGCACAUCAAGUCCGAACCUGUUUCUCCUCCUAGAGAUCGCUCCAGCAGCGGCACGCCCGCCGGCUACGGCCCGCUACAGUCCCACCAGCAGCACCAGGGCCCACCCCCACAGGGGCUACAGGACUCGGGCCGCUCCCCGGCUGACAGUCUCAGCAGCUGUGGCAGCUCACAUGAGGGUAGCGAUCGCGAUGAGCACCGUCCCGACUUCCAUUCGCCCCUGGGAUUGGGCCGACCCGGCCUAGACGAGCAAGACAGCCCAUCCAUCAAGCGAGUCCGCCUUUUUUAGAGGGGUUGGCCACAUGAUAUGCGACGCCCCUGGAAAGCCCCAUCCUUGAUCUUGACCUCCCCGAUGUGGUUCCAUGGCACCACCUCACUCUCUAUUUCUUUCUGCCGCUGACGAGUCACAAUCAUUACUCCCACUUAUUUUCUGUUUUGCUGUUGAGAGGGGAAGAAGUGCUCUCUAAAUUACCUGUAAAUUUUUUUUAUUAUUUUUUAUCAGAGUGUGUCUCAUAUACAUAUUUUGAUUGACGGGUCUAUGGGAGGGAAAAGGGAAGAAGAACUCUAGUACAACAGGGUUGGGGAGGGCUUAGUGGGCGGGGUUACUAUGCAUAACUUGUGCAUUGUGUGGAAUAAAAUGUAAAGAAUUACCAUAUAUGCAUAUAUAUUUACACGUGUGUGUAGGUGUACAUGUAUGCAGAGUAACAAACCAACAAAAAGUGUCAGGUACUCUUGGAUGUUCUUUUGUAAAAGUACUUAAACUUGCCUCAGUGAUAUUUAGCCACAGGACACGUACAGCAGAGAGUGUUUCGCGAAGUGACAGCUUAGCACUUGAGUUCUUGUACCAGAACAGUAUGUACAGAUUCCUUUUUUAGUGCCACUCUCUUCAGAGGGCCCCUUCGCUAAAUGUAUGUUAUGGGUGACAAUGUCAUGUUGCAGGUUCAACGUAUUGUACAUAGAGAAAAGGCAGGGACAAGGGGGAUGGGUCAAGGUUGAUAAAUAUUGUUGAUUUCACACAAACAAAACUGUUAUGCAAGAAUUUUGAGGGAUUGUAUAGAUAUACAGUACGUGCAGGUUCCUGUGUUAAGUUAUGGGGGAGUGGGUGUUUCAGGACCUCCAAAGGAAGAAAAAAAAAACUCUCCUGCUGAAGGAAGGAAAGAAUCAAUAGCAGGACAGAGAGGUGUUGAGUAGAUGAAGGAUUUUAAAUUAAGAGCCAUGUUACUUCAUUCUGAUGAAAUUUAAAACUUAGGACUUUCAUUUGUUGUUCAGUAUUAAAAGAAGAAAAAGAGAAAAAAAAAUGUAUGAUAUACUUGCUUAUAUUUUCAUAUUAAAAAGAAUACAAUGCAAAGCAUUUUGUGGCUUUUUGUAGUUUAUAAGAGCCAGAAUAUGUUUUGAUAGCUUUGCUUAUCUGAGAAAUGAUAGUAAACGAAUGAGAAAUCUUGGGCUUUUCAACCCUAACCCAUGAAAUAUGAGACAGUGAACCCUUGCUUUGCUCAAUGUUUUUUCUCUCUCUCUCUAUCUCUCUCUCUCUCUCUCUCUCUCUCUCUCUCUCUUUGUAGAAAUUUUGUUUUUAAACGUGUAUUUCUAAGUAUAUUGAAUAAUAAUAUUAAGAAUCUUUUUUAAAAAAUCUGUGAAAUUAAUAUUGCUUGUGUAUAGCUUUCUAAUAUAUGAGUAUAUAUGAUAAAUAAUUAUGGUCAUAACUUUUUUCUUUCUCCCCAGUGUGGGAUUAUGUGCAGAUGCACAUGUUAAUUGUAUUUUUUUCUUCUACUUUUUUUUUUUUUUCCUCCACCGGACUGAGUCUUUCAGGGGCAAAUAAGUUCAGAACGUCAGUUUCAAGUUCCUCUUUUAGACGGACUCAUGAAUAUGCCCCAUGGCUCCUUUUUUUGGACUUUUAAUAAGCACAAGAUAUUUGUCUAGAUCUUCUCACAACCUCUCUGCUUUUAAAACUAAAAACUCAUAAUUUCCAAUGUCACAUUGAUUGACAUUGCACUGAAAAAUUCAAAUAUAAGACAGCACAGUCAUAAUUACCUCAUGACUGCUUGUGUAAGCUUGUAUCAUCAUUUAGUGGAUUGUGGCUAGUUUUGUUAAAUUUAUAUUAAUCUGUCAUUGUACAGUCUGUGAUAUUGACACGACAUUUGUUAGUCUGUUUUUUUCUACCAAAGACGAAAAAUGAUGUUAUGUCUGCCGACCCAUUAUCCUUUCUGGAUUUGAGACCAUUGUGUUUCUUCACAAGUUGUUCAUGCUUGUGGCUGGUACCUCUGACUCACCCUCCCAGUGCCUCAGAUUACCUUUCAAUGAGUUGGUUUUGUUGAGAAUCGGGAGUGAUCAUCCCUAAAAUGUGUACAGUAUUGUGGAAAAAAUGACAUUGUUUGUUAUAUAGAUUUCAAAUGUCCAUAUAUGGCUCUCCGGUUCUUUUUUAUUUAUUUAAUUUUUUUCUUAUCUUUCUCUCUCUCUCUCUCUCUCUCUCUCUCUCUCUCUCGCGUGUGCGCGCGCGCACACACACACACACUCUUUGUCUUUCUCUCGAGUGUUGUUUCCAUUAAGUAUAUAAAUAACAAAAUAAAAAAAAAUAAAAAAAAAAUGCUGAAAAAUUCUGUAGUACCAAAUGUAGCUUGUAUAAACCUACAAUGGGUAAGUUUGAAAGAAAAGUGUGUCUUUUUGGUUUUAUUUUGUUUUUAACCAGGAGAAAGAGGCUUUCAGCGGCACAAGCUGGACUUUGUCGCCACUUGAAGACAAGAUGUCAUUAAAUUAAAACCACAUCUCUGUAUCUCAAGGGACUUUAUUCAGCUGUAUGUAGUAAAAAUUAAUGUAUGGAUGAAAAAAAAAAAAUUCUCCUGCUGGGACAAAAAAAAAUUAAUAAAAAAAAAAAAAAAUUUGUAUUUUGCAGAGAAUUCAGUAAAGUUACUGGCUUUCUUAUUUACACAGACGUCCUGGUGUGAUUUUUAUUGUGUUCUGUCCCUCUACUCAAUAUAUUUUUGUGAGCGUGUUGUAGGCUACAAUUUACUGAAUUACAUCACACCUAAUUCAUCAAUAUCAGAUUUAUUAUUACGAUGUGUUAUUAUUAUAGCAAAAUAUAUGCCUAUUCUUUUAAGGUUUCCCCAAGGCCUGAGAUCAGAUCAUAGCUUUGAACAAAUGUCAGUACCUUAAAAAUCAAACAUAUUGCAUCACAGAUGUGCUCAUCAUUUGCAAUUUUUAUAAUGAUCUUCAAACACACUAACACACUCAAGGCUUUGUAGCACAUGGUGUUUAGUUAUAGGCAGGUGUAUGAUAUUCCAGAGAAAUUGUUAAUUCAUCAACCGAUGGUCAACACUUGAUGAUGAAUCCAAUUUUAGGUCAUAUUCCUCAUGCAUUCAUCUACCUAAUUGCACAUGUUUUACUAUAAACCAUUUACAGAAAGUAAUGUUGAACACAUAUACUGUUUGACAUUGAUGCUAUCAUGUGGAUGUGGAAUAAGCCCAUUUGUUGGUUGCAAAAUAUACACAUUAGUGUGUGAGUUCAGCUAGAUGUAAGCACUUCUCCACUUCUUUUAAUAUUGUUUCAUAUUCAAUUCAUAUUACAUUACAUUACAUUAUACUAUAUAAUAUUAUAUUAUAUCAUAUUAUAUUAUUCCCUAAGCAGGAGGGGAUUUUUAUCUAAUCUUUUCUGGGAAAUAUGUUAGUUCCUGAACAUUAAGCUAAUAUAUCUAUUUGCUGACAUUCCAACAAUGGAGCUCUCUCUCUCUCUCUCUCUGUCUCUCUCUCUCUCUCUCGAUAUAUAUAUAUAUAUAUAUAUAUAUAUAUAUGCGCUCUUAAA
This is a messenger RNA of Myxocyprinus asiaticus (Chinese sucker), 5343 nucleotides long. Its product is annotated as myocyte-specific enhancer factor 2C-like. Gene Ontology annotation, biological process: positive regulation of transcription by RNA polymerase II; cell differentiation. The coding region runs from base 428 to 1840 and encodes 470 amino acids. NCBI's taxonomy places the organism in Eukaryota, Metazoa, Chordata, Actinopteri, Cypriniformes, Catostomidae. The record is from RefSeq and is a predicted model, not a curated record. The transcript has 10 exons. Gene Ontology annotation, molecular function: DNA-binding transcription factor activity, RNA polymerase II-specific; protein dimerization activity; histone deacetylase binding.